Molecule: messenger RNA, 801 nt
Organism: Dibothriocephalus latus
Lineage: Eukaryota; Metazoa; Platyhelminthes; Cestoda; Diphyllobothriidea; Diphyllobothriidae
Source: the annotation of a GenBank genome assembly
CGGUGGUCACUUUUUGAUCUCAAAGCAGCUUUCCGAGUACAUGUUCGGGCGCGAACAAAUCGGAACCUGCGCUACUUGGAAUUAGCCUACGUACGGCGAGAGGAACUCGACGCCGAUCGCAAGGUGGAGACUCCAAUCCUACCCGUAAGGUACUUCACCGAUUUCACCCUUACAUAUACUCCACGGGAUGAUGAGGGGAUGCCCGCGCCACCUUGGACGGAUGCAAUUCCUCCGGCACUGCCGUUUGCCAUUGGCCGUGGUUCAACUUGGUAUGCCGCCGAUCUGGACAUGGCAAUUGAAAAUUACACCGACUACUGUAUACCCAUCUUCAAGCCGGCCAGUUAUUUCCCUUGUACCUUCAUCAAUUUCAACUCCACAGCUUACCUAGUGUCACCAAACGAAUACGGCUAUGGUCCCUGCUGCAUCUACCGCCCAAACUGGUCAAUUCCACAUCGAGAUUUUAUGCGAGCCUUUUCGGACCAUUACAACGGAUCAACGGAGACUCUGGGACAUGGCGUCCUCAAUCAGACCAUUGAUUGGUGGAUCAUACCCGAGGAUAUUAACGUCCCGGGCCGGUCCGAAAACCUCCAUAGUCAUCCUGUUUUUGGUGGUUUCGGGUGGGCACGUAAACCGAUGCCAAGUGGCUUCAAACCCUACGUCAGUUUCUGGUACGAAGGGGACAUUGGGUGGGCUCAUCAGGUGUUCGAAAACUUCACGGACACCGGACCCCAUACAAAGUACUUGGAGACCUAUAAACUUCCCGAGGAGUGCAACACCGCUUUGACGUGCAUAUACGGCUAG